Tripterygium wilfordii is the source of this 2061-nucleotide messenger RNA. Its product is annotated as protein FAR1-RELATED SEQUENCE 5-like. The coding region runs from base 613 to 1206 and encodes 197 amino acids. The record is from RefSeq and is a predicted model, not a curated record. NCBI's taxonomy places the organism in Eukaryota, Viridiplantae, Streptophyta, Magnoliopsida, Celastrales, Celastraceae. The transcript is spliced from 2 exons.
GAGACUCUCAAAUUGCCCUCAUCUCCACCGUCCAUCUAAUCCAAAGAUAGCACAUAAGACACGUGGCCUCAAUAUUUCCAAAAUUCAUGAAAAAUAAGAGGGAUUUUUCCCACGCAAAACAUUUGUCCAAAUUUGAGACCCAAAACGUAGAUAGGUUUUCUCUCGUCCCGUUCCACAAAAUUUCCAUGAAAUCCUUUGCUGGAGGAUACUCUGUUGGCUUCAGAUCACUUUGUGCCCUCUCCCUCCUAUAUCUGAGUAUGUUUCUCCUUUAUCUUUUUUUUUGAUAAUUAGAUGGAAUAACAUUCACAAAGUACAAUGGAUUUACUCUCGUCCUUUCUAAUGUGUUAUUGCUUCAAAUGUGCCGAAAUUAGUAUUUGUGCAUCUUGUAUCUACCUUUGUGGGGGAGGAGGGUGGGCGAAGGAAAGGAAACGAAAGCCCAAAAAAAAUUGUUCUCGCAACAGUUAUUGCAUAAGAGAAUUUCAAAAUAUCCUUUAUGGGCUAGUUAUUUUGAAGAAAAAUUUGCUGUGUUAUUGUUAUUAUGAAUGUGAUCUCUGUUUGGUCUUUUUCAGAGUUCAUUGUUUUUUUUUGGCAUUGUUUUUAUAGGUAUUGAAUAUGAAUGUGAUCUCUGAUAAAGGCAAUUUGACUCCUGAAAUUGGUUUGGAAUUUAACACACUCGACGAGGCUUGGAAUUAUUGGAUUGAUUAUGGCAAACAUAUGGGAUUCUCUGUUAGAAAAGCGUUUGUGAAUAAAAGUAAAAAAGAUGGACGGGUUACUACGAGGGGUUUUGUGUGCUCAAAAGAGGGUGUGCGGAGAGUAGACCAACGUCAACUCAGUCCCGAUAGUCAUAGAGAUGAGACAAGAACCAAUUGUCCUGUGAAAUUGUCUCUUUCAUUGGUGCAGGAUAGUGGAAAGUAUAGGGUUUAUGAAUUUGUGGCUGACCAUAACCAUCUCCUACAUCUAGCAAACACCACAUAUAUGAUGAGGUCACAAAGAAACAUCUCUGAGGUGCAAGGUUUUGAGAUAGAUUUGGCAUGUAGUGCUGGCAUUAAGCUUAAGAAGGCACAUGAGUUGAUGAGUAGACAAGCUGGUGGGAGAAGCAACCUUGGCUUCACCAAAGAUGAUCAAAAAUACUACCUCAGAACAAAAAGGGAAAAGGAUAUGGAGUAUGGUGAAGCUGGCUCUAUUCUCAGGGAAUUUAUUGCUUGAAGAAGAAGUGGGCUAAAUGCUACUUGAAAUACAUAUUUACUUUGGGGUCAAGGAGUACUCAAGCAAGUGAAAGUAUGAGUAGUGAUGUGAAGGAUAAUUUGCAAUCUGAUGUUAGUAUCGCCAAGUUUUUUGGUCACUUUGAGAGGGUAGUGCAAGACAAAAGACAUAAAGAGUUGAAAGCUGAUUUUGAUUCAAGGGAAAAGUCACCUACAUUAGCCUACAAAAACUCACCUAUGUUGCAACAAGCUUCAAAAGUGUACACAGCUAACAUGUUUAAGAGAUUCCAAAAACAGCUUGAUCGUGCAUCUGCAGCAACCAUAGUAUAUUCGGAUAAUAGCAAGGAAGUAGAGGAAUACAAAAUUAGCCUUUUAAAAUCAAAUGGACAAUGGGUUGUAUUGUUCAAUCCCAAAGACAAAACAAUCUCAUGUAGCUGUGGUUUGUUUGAAAGUCUUGGAAUUUUAUGUUGCCAUGCGUUGAAGGUCUAUGAUCGAUUUGAUGUAAAAUACAUUCCCGAAGCUUACAUUUUGAAAAGAUGGACAAGAAUGGCAAAGAGUGGUUAUACUGAAGAUGAGGGACAAAUUAUUGUUGAAGAUGUUAAUCUUCAAGUUACACAAAGAUAUAGAAGUUUAUGUCCAAGGAUGGUACGAUUAGCAUCACGAGCUAGUGAAGAUAAGGAGAUAUUUGCUAUGGUCUUGGCAACAAUGGAGGAGCUGGAAAAGAAAGUUGAUAACCAGUUGACAAUGAAACAGGAUACUAUACGUGAGUCAUCUCAGAAUGAGCAACCAUCUCAACCUGUAAUGGGGAACAUUAAAGGGAUUAAGAAGCGAGUAGUGAAUCGUAAGGGUGGAAAACGAC